Paramisgurnus dabryanus is the source of this 1038-nucleotide messenger RNA. The record is from RefSeq and is a predicted model, not a curated record. Lineage: Eukaryota; Metazoa; Chordata; Actinopteri; Cypriniformes; Cobitidae.
AUGGCUUCACCUUUUCUUCCCAAUCCUGUGGACAUCGGCGCACAAAUUGUUAGAAAAGCAGCACUUCGUAGAGAAAGAGUUUUUAGGGACAGACAAAAUCCUCUUGACUUUCAUGAUGAUUAUUUGUAUGAAAGGUACAGAUUUUCCGCGGAAGGAAUAACAUAUAUUUGCGAACUUCUUGAGCCGCAUAUUACAAAUGUGACUCGUCGAAGCCAUGCCCUAACUGUACCACAAAUGGUAUGUAUUGCUUUGCGUUUUUUUGCAACUGGUACAUAUUUGUAUGCGGUCGGUGAUGCGGAGAACAUUGGAAAAAACACAGUUUGUCGAACCAUUCGCAAGGUGGUCCUCGCACUGCAAGGUUACAUAAAUAGUUUAAUUGUGUUCCCUGGACAUUUAUCGCCCAUGUCCAUAAAAGAGGGCUUUUAUAAAAUUGCCGGAUUCCCUAGAGUCAUAGGAGCAAUAGACUGCACACAUGUUGCAAUCUCCACAGCUCUGGGAGAACAUGAGGCAGAUUAUGUGAACAGAAAGUCCUUUCACAGCCUUAAUGUUCAGAUGACUUGUGAUCAUGAAUGCAUGAUCACAAGCUUGGAUGCCAAAUGGCCUGGCUCAGUGCAUGACUCACAAAUUUUCCGUGAGUCUGUGUUGUGUCAGCGAUUUGAGGAAGGGACUUUUGAUGGCCUGUUGGUAGGAGACAGAGGAUAUGCAUGUCAGAGGUUUUUGCUAACCCCCUAUCCUGACCCUCAGACAAGGCCACAAAACCGCUUCAAUGUGGCCCUCAGUAGAACCAGGGUCAAGAUUGAGAUGACCUUUGGCAUCCUAAAGGCACGAUUCAGCUGCCUUAGGCGCUUAAGAGUAUCACCAGAGCGGGCAUCACAGAUAGUGGCUGCAUGUGCCAUUCUGCACAAUAUAGCCACUAUCAGAAAGGAGAGAGUACCACCACAAAAUCACCUUCUCCCUAAUGAAAUUGACCCAAUUACAGUUGACCACCCAGCUGGCGCAGCUGUCAGAAAUGCUAUCACAACUCAAUAUUUUACUUGA